Molecule: messenger RNA, 2707 nt
Organism: Fukomys damarensis (Damara mole-rat)
Lineage: Eukaryota; Metazoa; Chordata; Mammalia; Rodentia; Bathyergidae
Gene: Gys2
Product: glycogen synthase 2
Exons: 16
Coding region: 238-2349 (703 amino acids)
Biological process (GO): glycogen biosynthetic process
Cellular component (GO): cytoplasm
Molecular function (GO): alpha-1,4-glucan glucosyltransferase (UDP-glucose donor) activity
Source: RefSeq, a predicted model, not a curated record
AUGACAUUAGGGUAACGUCCUCGCUGGACCUGCCCAGAAGGAUUGCAGAAAUUGCUGCGAUUUCUCCUUUCCCUGGGAACUCUGUUGGAAGUAGAGAUUUCACUCCGCGGGGUUAUUCCUAGGAGAAGCCGCCCAAGCCGGACACCCUACCGGCCCUAAAGCUCGUCUCAGCUCACCUCUCCUGGGAUUCCACUUAACUGAAACAGAUUCAACAAGGGGUCUGAGACUGGAAGGAGAAUGCUCCGAGGCCGAUCUUUGUCUGUGACUUCCCUGAGCGGGUUCCCUCAGUGGGAAGCUGACAAACUUCCUGUGGAGGAUUUGCUGCUGUUUGAAGUUUCUUGGGAGGUGACCAAUAAAGUUGGAGGGAUCUGUACUGUGAUUCAGACAAAGGCCAAGACAACAGCAGAUGAGUGGGGUGAAAACUACUUUCUGAUAGGCCCAUAUUUUGAGCACAAUAUGAAGACACAGGUGGAGCCGUGUGAACCAUUGAACGACGCUGUCCGACGAGCGAUGGACGCCAUGAAUAAGCAUGGCUGCCAGGUGCGUUUCGGAAGGUGGCUGAUAGAAGGGAGUCCCUACGUGGUCCUCUUUGACAUCGGCUACUCCGCCUGGAACCUGGACAGAUGGAAGGGCGACUUCUGGGAAGCGUGCAGUGUUGGGAUCCCCUACCACGACCGGGAAGCCAAUGACAUGCUCAUUUUCGGGUCUUUAACUGCCUGGUUCCUAAAAGAGGUGACGGAUCAUGCAGAAGGUCGGCACGUUAUUGCCCAUUUCCAUGAAUGGCAGGCUGGAACUGGGCUGAUUCUUUCUCGAGCCCGGAAACUCCCCAUUGCCACAAUAUUCACGACCCAUGCCACACUACUUGGGAGGUAUCUGUGUGCAGCAAAUGCCGAUUUCUACAACCACCUGGAUAAGUUUAACAUUGACAAAGAGGCCGGGGAAAGGCAGAUUUACCACCGCUACUGCAUGGAGCGGGCGUCUGUUCAUUGUGCUCAUGUGUUCACCACAGUUUCUGAAAUAACAGCAAUCGAGGCAGAACAUAUGCUGAAGAGAAAGCCUGAUGUAAUUACUCCAAAUGGCUUGAAUGUGAAGAAGUUUUCAGCAGUGCAUGAGUUUCAAAAUCUGCAUGCCAUGUACAAGGCCAGGAUCCAAGAUUUUGUUCGAGGUCAUUUCUAUGGUCAUCUUGACUUUGAUUUGGAAAAGACGUUAUUCCUUUUCAUUGCGGGGAGGUAUGAGUUUUCAAACAAAGGAGCUGACAUCUUCCUAGAAUCCUUAUCCAGACUAAACUUUUUGCUGAGGAUGCAUAAAAGCAAUGUCACCGUGGUGGUGUUUUUCAUUAUGCCGGCCAAGACAAACAAUUUCAACGUGGAAACCCUCAAAGGACAAGCCGUGCGGAAGCAGUUAUGGGACACUGUACAUUCAAUGAAGGAAAAGUUUGGAAAGAAACUCUAUGAUGCAUUGUUAAGAGGAGAAAUUCCUGACAUGAAUAAUAUUUUGGAUCGAGAUGACCUUACAAUUAUGAAAAGAGCCAUCUUUUCAACUCAGCGACAGUCUCUGCCGCCGGUGACAACUCACAACAUGAUCGAUGACUCCACAGAUCCCAUCCUCAGCACCAUUAGACGGCUCGGGCUUUUCAACAGCCGUUCCGACAGAGUCAAGAUAAUUUUGCACCCAGAGUUUCUGUCCUCCACCAGCCCUCUAUUGCCCAUGGAUUACGAGGAGUUCGUCAGAGGUUGUCAUCUUGGUGUGUUUCCAUCAUACUAUGAACCCUGGGGCUACACUCCAGCUGAAUGCACCGUGAUGGGGAUCCCCAGUGUGACCACAAACCUCUCGGGCUUUGGUUGUUUCAUGCAGGAGCAUGUGGCUGAUCCAACUGCUUACGGUAUUUACAUUGUUGAUAGGCGGUUCUGCUCUCCAGAUGAUUCUUGCAAUCAGCUGACUCAGUUUCUUUAUGGAUUUUGCAAACAAUCACGCCGCCAAAGAAUCAUCCAGAGGAAUAGAACGGAGAGACUCUCGGAUCUUCUGGACUGGAGAUACUUAGGCAGAUUUUACCAGCAUGCCAGGCAUCUGACUUUAAGCAGAGCUUUUCCAGACAAUUUCCACGUUGAACCCAUGUCACUACCAACGACAGAUGGAUUUAAGUACCCCAGGCCCUCCUCAGUACCACCCUCUCCGUUGGGGUCUCAGGCCUCCAGUCCUCAGAGCAGCGAUGUUGAAGAUGAAAAUGAAGAUGAGCGAUACGAUGAGGAAGAGGAGGCUGAAAGGGAUCGGUUAAAUAUUAAGACUCCCUUUUCUCUGAGCCAUGUUCCUCAUGGGAAGAAAAAGUUGCAUGGUGAAUACAAGAACUGAAUUCCAUUCUUGCUGAGUGGAGCUGAUUUAGUAAGAACACACUCAGAGUGAUUAUUUAACAGAAUGAAAAUACCACAUUUCAUUCCAUUUUCUUCCUGGUAUUGCAAAGGAAUUUAUUCUCUGCCUAGAAAGUAGGGAGUAAGUGAAUGGCAAUUUUGGAAUUUAGAAUAAAAUCCAAGUUAUUAUUCCUCUUGUUUCCUCUUUAAAUUUAGGCACAAGGAGGAAUGUUAAGGGGACAAGACUGGAAGUUUUUAAAAAUCGUUAAUUUAAGCAAUGCAAAUAUUCUUUUAGGAGUCAAUUCUUUUUUCAGUUCUGAGCAUGGAACUCACAGCCUUCACACAGAGCUACAUCCCUAGGC